Molecule: messenger RNA, 2430 nt
Organism: Xylaria bambusicola
Lineage: Eukaryota; Fungi; Ascomycota; Sordariomycetes; Xylariales; Xylariaceae
Exons: 3
Coding region: 226-2265 (679 amino acids)
Source: RefSeq, a predicted model, not a curated record
CUCUCUCCGUCAUCCCUCCGCACAUCACAUCCAUUCAUCAAUCCACCUUGAACGUCUUCACCAGUUGCUCUAAUAAGACACGAGCUGGGUAUAAGACGACACUUAUUACGCAAGGACCUGUUGAACUCCUGGUCAUCACUGAGAGCUGCAUAGCUAUACCCGAUCUCAUACCUGCUACCAGCCUACUAAGAUUUUCACGCGUCCUGUUCGACCCAGUCCAUUGUCAUGGGCAGGGUUGCGAAGGCCGCCAUGGCCUGCGAGCAGCGCGCAAACGCCGAUGGCGAGAAGCGUACUCGACGCACCCGGGUCCUCCACAACCUCGAACUUCAGCACCAGAAGAACGAAUGCGACUCCGACAUUUUGGUGAAAGAUGAAGAUAUCCGUAGAUUACGAGUACGGAUCCUGUUGCUUCGUGAUGAGAACACAGCACUACGAGACCAGGUCGACCUCAAUAACGGGAAGAAUGCCACUUUAGCCUCGCGAUGUGACAACUUAACGGCUCAGAUCGAAGACAAAAUUGCCUUGGUUCGCUCUCAGGAAGAGCAGCUACGCAAACAGGAAAGGGAGUUUUCAAAUCUCAAGGCCGAGCUUCAAUCCAUGAACAACAUUAACGAGAAUUCCGCCAAUCUCCUUUCCGAGAAGUUGGCGUUGGCCCGCGAGUUGGCCAAUCUGAAGCCUGAGAUCGAACACUUGCGAUCUCAAGUCAACCAGCAGCAGGCUACCCUUACUGAAAAGCUUUCCUUGGAACGUCAAGUUGACACACUUGAAGUGGAGCUAGCCAAUGAGAAGAAAGCCACUAGACGCGCAAUGCAAAAUCGCGAAAGCAACGACCGAGUCGAGGACGAACUUCGAAAGAAGCUACGCGAGACAGAGAAACAACUAACCGCCGAGAAAGCGGAACGUGAGAGGCUAGAAGACCAACUGGAGCAGAAAACCAAAACCCACGCAAUCACCUUGCAGGAUCAGAAUAACACGCGGGAGGUGGAAGCAGAUCUCCGAAAGAAGCUACAAGAGGCUCAGCGACAAUUAAAAGAACAGAUGGAAGAGAAGGAGAAAUUAGAAGAGGAGAUACAAAAGGCACAGCGGGCCUCUAACUCGCAGAAAGUCACAGCCCAAAGCUCUGCAGACGCCGAGCUCCAUGCCCAGAUCGAGGAAUUUGAGCGACAGAUCACCAAACUUGAAGGCGAGAAUAAGAUGCGCCAACAGGAACAUGAAACGGCUGUUGCCGAACUGGAAGCACUGAAUGAGCAGCUUGAGAAGAAGCUCGAGAAAGCGAGAAUAAAACUCCGAGGAACCCAGGAAGAGCUGAAGCAGAGUCAAAACAACCUUCUGAAAGCUCAGCAACAGCAAAAUCGGUUAUCCAGACUCGAUGAAACGAAACCGGCAGCUAAGACACAAGCUUUCCGUAAGAGGAAGGCUCAAGAAACGAGCGCGGGCGAUUUCACGAAUAUUGAAAUUCAGACACCAAGCGCAGAAGACGCACCUAAGGCGCGACGGGCAAUGAAGAAGAUUGUCUUUGAGCCGACUGUUGUUGGUGAGAAGUCCAACUUCUCCAUAACUCCCUUCCUCAAUCGCUCUAAGAAUACGAGCAUGAGCGAAGAAGCUUCAAAUAUUGACGAAGGAGUUUUGGAAGACUCUAUUCUUGGCCCACAAUCAGGCUCUGAACCAACUGAGUCCUCGUUGUCAGAGACCAAUGAAUCCUCAAUCACAAAACCUGUCGAAACCACCGAAGCUGAACCUGCCACCACAGCACCUGUAGAGACUGAAAAGCCUCAAGUGGUGCCCAAGGUACGUGGUAGGCCCAAGAAAGUGCUAGUAGAUGCGCCUUCAGCCAAGAAGAACGCCUUGACAACCAAGAAAGCACCAAAAAAGAUUCUGAAAACCAAAAGCAGCCUCGAGAAAAUCACUGAGACUGACGAUGCUUCACCGGAGGAAAAGAGUGAAGAUUCUGGAGAUGCCGAGCCUAGAGAGAAGACAACAACCGUUAAGUUCAAUCUUGCUCCUUCUCAUGACGAGGGUAACGAUUCGAGUCAAAACGGUGAGAUUCCUAAGAAGAAGAAACGGAAGGUACUCGGGUCUACUAAGACGUUAUUCGAUGAGGAUGAGGGAGAAGCGCCAGCCGCAAGGAAGCCAGCGAAGAUGCAGCUUGGGGCAAAGAGAGCCAAAGCACCGCUAGGUGUUCAGAAAAACGCCUUUGCGGGUACCACAUCGUUCUCGCCACUGAAGCGAGAUCGCCGAGGCGUGGGUGCUAGCUUCCUUGCGUAAAACUGGGUUGGUCAUGAUCAUCAAAUAGGGGAUAUCAAUAAGGGCAUCGCAGGGCUACUUACAGCAUUGCAUCAAUAUUGGCGUUGUCGUUUAAUACUCGGCGCGAGCACGGUUUGCUUGACAGUCAGUUUGCAUGGCUUGAGCCACGGUUAUCGGAAUAGGAGU